This is a messenger RNA of Ficedula albicollis (Collared flycatcher), 1124 nucleotides long. RefSeq names its product receptor accessory protein 6 (gene REEP6). Bases 100 to 666 code for a protein of 188 amino acids. The record is from RefSeq and is a predicted model, not a curated record. The transcript is spliced from 5 exons. NCBI's taxonomy places the organism in Eukaryota, Metazoa, Chordata, Aves, Passeriformes, Muscicapidae.
CGCCCCCCGCGGCCGCACUGACCGGGGCGCGGGGUCGGUCCGGGGCCGCUCCGGGGCCGCCGCCGCUGCUUCUGCACCUUCAUCAUCGUCACCGCCGCCAUGGGCUCCGUGCAGCAGCGCCUGGAGCGCUUCCUCUACAGUCCCGGGCCGAUCGGUGACCUGCUGGCUCAGCUGGAAGCCCGUACCGGCGUCCAACGGCUCUACCUGGCCUCAGGUUCCGUGGCUUUCCUGGGGCUGUACCUCAUGUUCGGCUACGGCGCUUCCCUGCUCUGCAACAUCAUCGGCUUCGUCUACCCCGCCUACGUCUCCAUCAAAGCCAUCGAGAGCCACAGCAAGGAGGAUGACACCAUGUGGCUCACGUACUGGGUGGUGUACGGCGUCUUCAGCGUCGCCGAGUUCUUCUCCGACCUUUUCCUCUACUGGUUCCCCUUCUACUACGUCGGGAAGUGCGUGUUCCUGGUGUGGUGCAUGGCCCCAGUGCCCUGGAACGGCUCCCAGGUCAUCUACCACAGCGUCAUCCGGCCCUUCUUCCUCAAGCACCACAGCGCCGUGGACAGCGUGAUGGGUGACAUCGGCACCAAGGCCCUGGACGCCGCCUCCACUGUCACCCGAGAAGGCAUCAAACCAUCCCUGAACCUGGCGGAGUUCCUGCAGAAGGCGAAGUAAGAGGAACAUCGGGGCCUCUGGUACCGGCACUACAGCCCCGGUACCGGGACAAGUACCGGCACCAGCGGCUCCAGUACAGGCACCACGCUCCCAGUGCUGGUACAGGCAACCCCGUUCUGGCACCGAAGUCCCUCAUACUGGCACUAGAGACGCCGGUACCGGAACCAUGCUCGCAGUACUGGUACCGGCAUUCUCCGUUCUGACACCGAAGUCCCCCAUACAGACGCUGGUACCGGCUCCCAGUGCUCCGGCACCAUGGCCCUGUUCACAGUACCGGCACCGUGCUCCCGGUACCGGCACCAUGGCGCUGUUCACGGUACCGGCACCGUGCUCCCGGUACCGGCACCAUGGCGCUGUUCACGGUACCGGCACCGUGCUCCCGGUACCGGCACCAUGGCGCUGUUCACGGUACCGGCACCGUGCUCCCGGUACCGGCACCAUGGCGCUGUUCACGGUAC